Bactrocera tryoni is the source of this 863-nucleotide messenger RNA. Its product is annotated as antigen 5 like allergen Cul n 1-like. The record is from RefSeq and is a predicted model, not a curated record. NCBI's taxonomy places the organism in Eukaryota, Metazoa, Arthropoda, Insecta, Diptera, Tephritidae. The transcript has 4 exons. The coding region runs from base 16 to 840 and encodes 274 amino acids.
UUGGCAAUUAGCAGCAUGUCAACGAAAUAUAAUUUACGCGUUUGCGUGAGUGCAACAGCAAAGUGCCUGCGUGUGGCAACACUGCCACUUUCACUGCUGCUGCUUGUGAGUUGCGGCAGCGCGCUGUACUCCUGGUGCGAUCCGAACUUGUGCGAGCGCGGCGUGCGACAUUUGGCCUGUCGCAAUAAUGGCGAUUUUGCCAAGCGCUGCGCAUCUGAUGCCACUGAGUUGGACAUUUCCGCUUAUAAGGAACAAUUUGUGCACGAACACAAUAAGCGACGAAAUUUCCUGGCGCUCGGCUUGCUGCCCGGCUACUAUCCCGCUGCGCGCAUGGCCACUAUGAUCUGGGAUGAUGAGCUUCAGUAUUUGGCAUCACUCAACUUACGCACUUGCAUACUGGACCAUGAUUCCUGCCAUACCACUUACCGUUUUCAGUAUUCCGGCCAAAAUCUCUGCGGCGUUGUGCGUGAUCGCAAUCCAAAUGUGAAUGUGAGCGGAAUUAUCGAGGAAGUGAUGGGCUUGUGGUUCAAUGAGUAUCCAUUGAUCGACAGCAGUUAUAUAAGGAAAUUCCGUGUGACCAAGUACUUUGAGGACUAUGGUCACUUCGCUGAGAUCGCUGUCGAUCGUAACACGCAUGUGGGCUGCGGUAUUAUACGCUUCACCCGGCCCGAUGUGCCCUACGUCUACAUCUACAACAUGGUCUGUAAUUAUGCCUCCAUUUAUGCCUUGGACACACCCGUCUACACAGUGGGCCAACCCGGUUCGCGCUGUCUGACGGGCAAAAACCCCUAUUAUCCCGGCUUGUGCUCCGAAAACGAGCCGAUCAAUCCAAAUUAUUGAGAGCCAGUGAUUUUAUGUAGUUA